This is a messenger RNA of Angiostrongylus costaricensis, 4911 nucleotides long. Lineage: Eukaryota; Metazoa; Nematoda; Chromadorea; Rhabditida; Metastrongylidae. The record is from the annotation of a GenBank genome assembly.
AUGACGGUCUUGGAUAGACCGGUAGCAUUCUUCACCGAUAUCGUCCAUAACGGGCAAGACGCUGGUAAUCUUUUUGGUGACGUUCCGAACAAAAUGAUUUGGUCAUGCUUUAAGAUCGUUCUCGUUCCCCACAUCGUGAAUUUAAUCCGUGGGACAGUGUGGGGAAACCAAAAUCUGUGUUAUAUCCCGCUGAUGUACAAUAUUUUAGGCAAAGUCGAAGUUCCUGUUUCAGUUCACGUAAGGGUAUCCAACGUAAUCGUUUGCUUUGCAAGCCUUCGUCAUCCAAAUCUUCAGCCGGAUGUCUUAGAUGAUUUUACAAUUUUAUUGGAAUUUGAUCUGUGGUGGAGUUAUUUUGUAGUCUUUCUUAUUGUUUAUAACCCACCAAAAUUCAUGGCUGGGUUAAUGCCGAAAGACAAAGACAACGAGACCUUCACACAUAAUCAAUCCACAUCGAAAAGCCGGAUACAUGAGCCUUGGACUGUCGAGUAUUUCCUAAACAAGCCGCAAAACUUGGAUGAGACGGAUGUUGACCCCAAAGUGGAAUCCAAGAAGAAGAAGAAGAGGAAGAAGCACCAUUAUGAGGUGACUAACAAAGGAAUAGGGAAAGAAAAUUGUGUACUCGGUUCAUCAGCUUUAAGUGAAAAUGGGAACGAUGUGGAACACAACACCAUCGAUGGUCUACCUACCGAUAAUUUUCAACGUGGUCCACCCGAAAUUAAUGGUGCUGUGGCAGUAAGCAAAGGUUCUGGUGGAUAUGCUAUUUCCUCAACAGAAAAGCCGACUAGUCCACUGGCUCAAGAAUUUGUCGACGUACGAUCACGUCAUUCGCUGCCAUUGAGCUGUUCACUUUUUGAUCAAACGAAGCGGUCAACAGAAUCAUAUAACCAUUCGUUUGACGGCAACGUAGAGACCUCUUCUGGCAACCCGUCAAACACUGUUACUUCAUUUGCUGUCUCUGGAGCUAUAAAGAAGCAGCGAAAUAUUAAAACACGACCUAAUGAUGUCUCGCUAGCUAAAGCGCUAGGGUCCAGUAUGGCAGCUGAAUUAGCUUACGCUGAUAAGAUUGAGCAAACGAGAAAACAUUUGAGAGCAACGCGUCAACUUAAGAAAACAGUUAGUGAAGCGAUGGAGCGUUUCGAGAUGGAUAAAACUGACGAUUUCGACGAAAUUCUGAGCUCUAUUUCUCUUCACGAUGAGUCGUUGGUGACGUUUGAUGACGAACAAGCGCCUAAUGAUUUGAAUCCGUGUAGUCCGGUUGGACUGUCAAUGGUGACGCCUGGAAAUGCAAAUGAGCAAAAAGUCGCAGUAGAUUUCACAAGUUCCUCCGAAAUUGACAAAGAUAGAGUCGGAAGAGCAGAGCUAAAGGGAGAAGUGGAUUCUUACAUCCGUAUGAGGACGCGAUUUUACAAUCUUCGAUUGGCUCUACUGAAACUGAAGAAAAGAUUGGCAUCAACACCGACGCAAAUGGCUAAAGUGAAAAAGUUAGUUGCAGCUGCCAAUGAAGAUUAUGAAAGUGCUAUUGGUCAGGCAAAUUCUUGGUUGGAAUACCAAGUGCCUCAGAAAGAGUUGCUGAAGUUUAUCAAGAUUCGUCAGCGAAAGCUUUGUAAUGAGACGAAGGACUGUGGCAACACAAUCAGAAGACUUCUUGGUUUAGAAUCUUUGAGUUCACGAAGGGAUCCUAAAGAUGCAUAUUUGUCUACUUACGUGAAUACUCGUUUGCAAAGUGUUUGCAGAAACUCAGCAGUUCGUAUUGAUACAGAAGCACUAAAUAAAAGUGUAGAUGAUCCUAUAUUGACGUCUUCUUUAGUUGACUGCGAUAUGUGGAAUCUAAGUGCUAGGUCAAUGCGUCGUAAUCUAGAAGCUCGUCGUGAGCAGGCUGAGAUUCUGAAUAAGAGUUUCGAGGAGAUGUCCAAAGAUAUUGAAAAGAGAACGAAGAAAUCAAUAGCUGCACAAAUUGUUCAAUACGAUAGAGUAAUAGCUGAGCGAACAGAUUUAAUCACUCAACUUGACAAGAUUUCGUCUGAAAGCAACAAGGAAGAAUCCUUGGUACCACCAGAGAUUUCCACACCUCGCCGUGUUGGAGUUGAACCACUAGAUUUGGAUCGGUUGUCUCCUCAAACUGCUUUAUCAGAUGAAGGGAGGGCAACUAAACCAACAUUAGUCGCAUCACCGGUGGCUGCUCUUGAACAACCUGCUGAUCAGGGAAACAAAUCCUGUUCAGCAAGUUCAGAAGGUACGCUAUAUGAGGAUAGUCGAGAGAAACAUAUGCCAAGCGGUUUUGACAAAGAAUUUCCAUCUCGCCGUACAUUGGAUACUGCUGAAAUUCUCACAAUAUUGUCUCGUCACGUGGUUACUCUAGCUACCGACGGUUCUUCAAGGGAUGGUGUGAAGCAGGGUGUAGAGAACACUGUUGAGGAUGUUGUUCCGCAGAAGAUGGCCCAUACUAAUGAGGAAAUGCGUUUUGAUUCGGAAGGAGCAGUAGCAGAAGCGAAGGAAAUCAUAGUUAACACUAAUGAUGUUGCUAAUACGUAUGCCGAUGACACCGUCCUUUUAAAUGACGUAUUACUAGGCAGUGAAAGGAACCCAGACGUAAUUUUCACUAAGCCGAUUGGUGAUGAGAAAGACGGUUCUGGUGAUGCGUCAUACAUUCAAGAAAACAUUGCUCUGGAUGUAUCACUAGCUCAAUUUCACCUAUCGGAAAUACAAGGAAGAUUAGACAUUUCGGAAAGAGUAGGCGGGUCAGCGGUUGUUGUCAAUCCUAUCACUGGAGAGGAAUACACAUCUGCCAAUUUGUCUGCUGACCACGUCCCAACUUCUAAUCCACCAUCGGAAAUUUCGCACUCAGAAUCGUUGAAGGGUUCGUUUGAGUCUGAUGAAGACAGUCUUAUUUCAUCACAGGACCAACUAAAUAGACAGAACACCACUAUUAUAUUAGACAAGACUGAUAUUGUCGUCGAAAAUACUGGAGGUAUAGAUCAAAUCACGGACACUGCUACUAAAUAUGGAGAAAAUUGUGGAGAGACGACGACAUUGCUGAGUGGUUUUGUUUCUAAAGAACAGAUUCUUGAGGAGAAGAUCCAUGAUGUCGAAGAAUUUGAUAGUACUGGAGAGGAAGGCACUUUGGUAAUAACUGCUCCAAAGAAGUGGAAAUCUGAGGAGAACAACUUCGUUCAUUCCUUUGUUAUCGAGGCAUUAGAUGCAAGGACAGAUAUCGAUCUUUCGUUCGAUUAUUUAGGUUCAACAAUAAAGAAUCUUCAGUCAACUAAUGAUAACCAGCUGCCUGCAGUGGAAAAGGAUGAUAUGCUGCAUGUGCAGGAUGAAAGGAACUGCAACGUAGCAGAACAGACAGCCAUAGUUUCUGGCGGGAAUUCCAAAGGAUUUAACUUAGAGGAAGAACUAAAGCGAAUAGAAUUCCAAGAAUAUUCUGGGCUACGGAAUGAAGAAGCGCAGGGAUAUCUGACAGGCUCUAACGAUGUGGUCAUCGGUUUGAAUCAUCUAAUGGAAACAUUCACUAAUUUAACCGAAGGGACCAGUGAGGAGAAAAGAGAUAACGACAAUCUACCUAAUGAUGUGCUUAUUGUUGAAAACGAGUCCAAAGAAGUAAAUACUGCAGACGAAAAUAUUGAAGAGAAAUCGGAGUUUAACACUUUCAGCUUCACUAGAACCGAACUGUACGAUGAACUAUCGUCGUCGAUUAGACAUUUGUUCGAAACUUCGUCGCCGCGACGUUCCUCUUUACAACUGAGCAGAUAUCGCUAUGAAUUGAGCGAGUCUUUAUUGGAGGACACAAAAUCAUCAGUACCAAGAUCGCCACCUACGCCUCAAGAGCGUUUCAUGACAAAAAUGCCUAGUUCUCUUUCACCUCGCCUUGGAUUAUUUCUCGAGGAAAAUCUAAACAUGAAAGUUGCUGAAACCAUCGCGCAAGAAGAGGCAAUGCGCUUGCUUACAGACCAUGUGGUAACUGGCAUUGAUGAAGAAAUCGCUCAACUAGAAUUGCGACGUCCAUUGUCGAAGCGUGACAACAAAAUUGUUGAUUCAUCAGAAGCUCAAACCGAACUGGAUGAUGAAUCUUAUGAGGACUUACUUUCUAUAGAAAAGCCUUCUUCGAUUUUUGACAAACUCAUCUCCACGCCUCCUACGAAUGUCACUCCGGAACACGAAAUGGUUCAGAGGCGGAAACUUGAGAAUCUUAGAGAAAAAGUGGAUUCAUCAGAUUGGAUAAAAGAAAAGUGCUUUCAAUUUUCCAAAGAAGUUUGGAAUUUGGUUAAUUCAAGAGGAUUUAUGCGUGCGAUGCUGGAUGAAUUUAUCCCUGUUCCUGAGCUUGAAUGUGAUACGCUUGCUUUAGAUGAAAAAGAGCGACUGAUUGUGCGGAAUAAGAACACGUUAAUCUGGGCUACUAUAGUUGAACUGGCGGCAGUACUUUGGCCGGAAUCAUCGGCAAAACGAAGUCAGAUCAGCUCGAAAUGGUUGCCAAUUCCCAAAAGCAGUAGGGAAUUCGCAGAAAUGUCUGAACGCUAUGUGUUUGAGCAACUUACUGGUUUCCAGCCUUCACAUCGGUACAUGAGGUUAAGUCGCCCUUGGGCAUCGGAUAAUUCAGAAACUAUGAUUGACGAGGCUGUUGCGUGCAGUUUAUAUGGCAGAGAUCCUAACUGUGUUGAUUUUAAACGGAAAGUUAACGCAGAAUAUCACUAUCUGAUUGAAGAGCUUGUAAAACUGGCUGGAGAUCGUUUCGUUUCAUCCGCAGUACAACAAGUGAUUCGAGAAGACGAAAGCGAGGUCAUUAACACCUCUCCCAGUUCGUCAUUCUGUCGUCUUAAUGGCGAAUAUGGACGGCCAUCACUAGGUGGUCUUUCCACUAACAGGUUGUAUGACCUUCAGGCACCAGCACCACCACACUUCCUUUCCGAAUAG